CUGCGCAAGGCUGCUUGUUGUUCCCGCAGAGAGGCGAGAAGAUGGCGGCCGUGUCAAGCGGAGGUGCUGCGGGGUCCGCUGCGGCCGGGAUUACGCACUCUGCCCGACCGACCCACGCAGUCAUGGGCUCCCAGAACCGGGCCCAGCCAUCCUCCGGGAUCAGCCACUCCAGUCGUACCAGCACGGCCCCCGGGUGCAUCACCAAUCCUGGCCACUCUUCGGCCACCAGGCUCCCCCCAGCCCGAGUGGGCCACUAUGAAAUCGAGCGGACCAUCGGCAAGGGGAAUUUCGCGGUUGUUAAGCUCGCCACACACAUCAUUACCAAAGCGAAGGUGGCUAUAAAAAUAGUGGAUAAGACCCAGCUGGACGAUGAGAACCUGAAAAAGAUCUUCAGAGAGGUGCAAAUCAUGAAGUUGCUGAAGCACCCCCACAUCAUUCGUCUCUAUCAGGUGAUGGAGACAGAGAGGAUGAUUUAUCUGGUAACAGAGUAUGCGAGCGGUGGAGAGAUAUUUGACCACCUGGUGGCUCAUGGGCGGAUGGCAGAAAAGGACGCCAGAAAAAAGUUCAAGCAGAUCGUGGCAGCAGUUCAUUUCUGUCAUUGCCGCAACAUUGUCCACAGAGACUUGAAGGCUGAGAAUCUGCUCCUGGACCACAACCUCAACAUCAAAAUCGCAGAUUUUGGCUUCAGUAACCUGUUUUCUCGAGGCCAGCUGUUGAAGACGUGGUGUGGCAGUCCUCCCUAUGCCGCACCAGAACUCUUCGAGGGCAAGGAGUAUGACGGGCCAAAAGUAGAUAUAUGGAGCUUAGGUGUGGUGUUAUAUGUAUUGGUGUGUGGCGCCCUGCCUUUCGAUGGCAGCACUCUACAAAAUUUGCGAGCACGUGUCCUCAGUGGCAAGUUCCGCAUCCCCUUCUUCAUGUCCACAGACUGUGAGUACUUGAUCAGACACAUGUUAGUUCUGGAGCCCAGCAGACGGCUGACCAUGGAGCAGAUCUGUAAGAACAAGUGGAUGAGACAAGGAGACCCGGACCCUGACUUUGACAGGUUGAUAGCAGAGUGUGUGCAGGUGAAGACGGAGAGAGAGACAGAGCUCAUCAACGAGCAGGUGCUCAUAGCCAUGUCUGAGAUUGGCCUGGACAGAGAACGCACACUUCAGUCUCUACAAACAGAUGCAUAUGAUCACUACAGUGCCAUCUAUAGUCUGCUGGCCGACCGCCUCAAGAAACACAAGACCCUGCGUGUUGCCCAGCCUCCGCCGCGCUCCAUUAGCUAUCCCCUUAAUGCUGUACAGCAGACAGAUCCACAGGGUAAUCCAGUUAGCAUGACCGUUCCACAUGUCCAGCUCAUCAACCCUGAGAACCAGAUUGUUGAGCCUGAUGGCAACAUGGCACUGGACAGUGAUGAAGGAGAGGAGCCAUCUCCUGAGGCCAUGGCUCGCUACCUCUCAAUGAGGCGACACACUGUGGGGGUACCAGACCAAAGGACAGAGAUGCAGGAGGACCUACAGAAACUGCCACCGGGUUUCCCACGUGGUGCAGUGCCACAGCCCCCUUUCCCCCCACUGGCCCCCAUUAUGGGCCAGAUGCACACUCUCAUGCCCACACAGAGCCUGCAGCCCACACAACAGCUGGAGUACAAGGAACAGUCAUUGCUACAGCCACCCACUCUGCAACUGCUCAACGGCAUGGGGCCUCUGGGUCGAAGAGCUUCCGACGGUGGGGCUAACAUUCAACUACACGCUCAGCUUCUCAAGAGGCCCCGGGGGCCCUCGCCGCUUGUCGCUAGCCCGCACCCUAUCCCUGCAGUAGCUCCAGUGGAUGAGGAGGGUUCCGAUGGAGAACCAGACCAAGAGGCCGUACAGAGGUACCUGGCGAACCGCUCCAAGCGGCACACGACGCACGCUCUCAUGAGCACAUCGCAUGGCGAGCCCUCAGCAGAGUCACAGCGAUCCCAGGGCCCCCGCCAGAGGGGGGGCUGGGCCCCCGACAUAUACACCCGAUCCAGCUAUAAGGACUGUAACACCCUUCAUCUCCCCAUGGAGCGCUUCUCACCUGUCAGACGGUUUUCUGAUGGCGCCGCCACCAUCCAGGCUUUCAAGGCUCAUCUAGAGAACAGCAGCCUCAUUAAGCAACUAAAGCAGGAGUGUGAGCAGCUCCAGAAAAUGUAUGCUGCCCAGCAGGAUGAGCGAUUCCUGGAGCACACCCAGCAGCAGCAUAUCCUCUACCAGCAAGAGCAACAAAUCCUACACCAGCAAAUCCAGGGUCUGUCUUUAGGCCAUGGAGAGAGCCAGCCUAGUCACCUAACCCACCAGCUUCAGAGGUUGCGUAUCCAGCCCUCCAGCCCUCCGCCAACACAUCCCAGCAACCACCUCUUCAGACAGACCAAUCAGAGCCCUCCGCCUGGCUCUGCAGGCAUAAUGCAAGGACAUGGAGGUCCAUCACAGGUGCAGUACCAGCACGGUGCUCCAGCUAUGUACCAGGGACAAAGUGGUAGCCCUCCUCCCACAGGUCUGCCUCGAGUUACAUUACCAACCAAUCAACAAGCACCAUCCACUCGCCCCACUGUCCCAUUGGCCCAGGGUGUACCUCAGCAACAGCAGGUGACUAUCCAAGUGCAGGAAGUGGAACUCGGAGGUGGGGCGCAGAGACAGUGCAGCUUUUUGUCCACGCCAGGGGGACACAGAGUCCUCGGGAAGCAGCUGAGUGCAGACAACGCCGAGAUGCACAGUCGCAGCCUUGGCCGCUUCACAUCAGCCUAUGAGCAGGCACAGUUCAAUGCCCACAUCUUCUCUGGUGGUGACGCAGCCUCCCGGGGCGCCUCUUUCAGCCCAUACCUGCAGGGAGCCUCCCUUAAAGUCCCCGGCCUGGAGGGUUACCAGAGCGGGGCGGUGGGGGCCAGCAGCUAUGGCACACCCUCUACACUACAGCAGGCCCUGCUCUCCCCAACUCCUUUGGACUACCGCCCACCACAACAGCACGUCACUCCUACUCUGCAGGGCCUCCUUUCCCCCCGGCACUCUUUAACUGGCCACACUGAUCCCAGGUUACCCCCCCAAGACCUAGCUGCCCUGCUGAAGAGGCAGAGCCCUCGGCCGUGCCCAGCACCCCCCACACCACCCAGUGGUCCACCCCAAGAGUAUGGAGAGAUGCUGCUUCUCCACCAGCUGAGCCAGGGUGAGAGCUUGGAUCCCCAAGUGCCGCAAGGUGCCUCCGGAGGCCAGCACUACCUCCACCUCCUACAAAUUCGACCCCCAGAUGUCCAGCCACAGCAGCACCCAGCACAGGCACCUUGCCCCACCUUACCUCACUCAGAGAGCAUGGAGGAGGAUGAGGUGCCGACUGGCUACCACCACACGCACGAGGGCCUGCUGGCCAAGGCAGGAGAAGGUCAUGAGCUCUUGGGGCCUCCAAGAGGAGGCACCCCACCCUACAAUUCCCCAACACACAGGCAUGGCGGCUUCAUCAGGAAUGCUCCAGCAACAAGAGAAUCUGAGCAUGUGGAGUGCAGGACCCCGGGGCAAGCCAUGGAGGUGCCUGAUCAUAACGGUGUGGGAUAUUCAAGAGGUCCCCAGGGUGACGCCUAUAGGUCCCGUGGACAGCUACAGCGCCACCACACCAUCCAGACCUGUGAUGAUGCCUUUGACCAGGCAGAGCCAAUGUCUGGAAUGAGCCUGUUGGCUGGAAAAGCAUUAAGCUCCGCUCGCAUGUCAGACAUCCUCAGCCAAACAUCACUGACAGGAAGCCAGCAGCUGCACCACCGGGAAGAGUCAGUUUGUGAUGUUGAAGGGGAGCUCCAUGCAGCAGCCUGCUACCCCUCCUCCUGCACCAGUGACAUGCUCCUCAGCUACAAGCCCCCGGACCUGCAGUACAGCAUGGAGCAGGCUGGGGUCUAGCACAGGAAAUCGUGUCUCCUGUGUACAGCGGUCCAUAUCAGCCAUCCUGAGUUGUGUUGACUUGUGUUGAGCAGCAUCACGCCAAACCACCUUCGUCUCCCUAAGCAGGGGGACACUCUGCGUCUAUCUGUCUGUCUCCAUCUGUCUCUGGGAGAGCAGUUUGCGCGAGAGAGGGGGAGUGUGGAUAGGUGUAGACAUCCGAUAGGUGGGGUGGGGGGGUCACAGGUGGGGCCCUGGGGUUCACAGGUCACAGUGCCAGCAUUUUCUGCAGGGACAUCCAGCGUCCACUGCUGCAGGAUGUCUCCUCUUUUCACCUCCCGUCGUGUUGGUAGAUCGGGGUUCCUAUUCCUCCCCCUUUGCAACUCGACAACCAGCCCCCCCACCCCUCGCUCCCAUACAAACCUGCCCCCUGCCACACCCCCCACACCCACCUGCUGCCCUGACCUAAACCUCCCCCUCUCACCCUUCGUCCCGCUAUUAACUGGCAUACUUCGUUAUGUGCCUCAUCGGCCAACGCAUCGAUACAGUCACACUCACAAAGAACAUGGAGUCCAGCACACACACUCACUGCUGCCACAUACCCAAAGUAUUCACAUUUGGCGUGAGUGUGCAUGUGUGACUGAGAAGAAGGCGUGAGCGGACAUGAAGGUUGUCUAUGAGAAUCAGUCUGCCACCCUCCCCUUUCCUGCUGACCCCGCGGCAGAUCAUGCCGGCGCAGGCCGAAAUCUCGACUGUUGCGACUCCUCCCCCCUUUUUUGUCCGGAUGGCGGGUGGUGUUUUGGAUUUAGGCUCCGAUCAAGCUCCAACUGGGCAACAAAACCGCUCUCUCUCCAAAGACAGAGCUCAGUGACAUCGCACAGGACAAACCAGCUCUCAUAGUUUUGUUUGUUUGUUCUCUUGUUCUGGUAUUUUUCUUUGUUUCUUUUAAUUUUAUUUUUAAAUUCAUUUUUACGGCUAAUGUCCAUGCAGGCAUUAUGGUCAAUAUUGUUAUUCUUGUUGUUAUUACUGUUUUCUGUAAAAUAAGUUUUAUUCUGAUGAUGAUGAUUAUUAUUAUUAUUAUUAUUAUUAUUACAGUUCUGUGUUGCGAGAAAGACAACAUUGUUCUUUGAUUACUUAAGUAAUUCUGCACUUUCGGUUCAAGCUAUCUCUAUCCUCUACCCUCUCUCUGUUUCCACCCUCCUCACAGUCCUUAUUACCCGUCACGAUGUUUCCCUGCUUCUCAAUUCCACCCCCCACCCCUUUUCCAACCCUAACUUUCCUCACCUUGUUUUCACCUCUUUUUUCCAUCCUGCCUUUCCCCCUAUGUCAGUGACAGUGUAUUGCAUUGUGGGUAGAUUUACCAGACCUUCGCUCCUUUCCUUGUACAGUGAUGCCAUGUAUAGAAUGCUAUUGCAAUUUCUGUAUCAACAUUUUUUUUUUGUUACUUUCUUUUUGUCUUUUUGUUGUUGGGGAGGAUUUUUUAUAUUGCUAUUGUUUUAUCAUUUGUACUUUAAAGUGUUCUCUUUUUGUUUUUUUGUUUUUUUUUGUUUUGUGAAUCUUUGAGAUUUCUAGCCAAAAGAGGACGGAGAGAAGAGACACUGCUCUUUCUGUCCCGUUAAAAAAGAUUGUUCUUAUUUGUUCUAAUAUUAUUAUAUUGAGACACUUGAAUAAGAGGAGAGUAAUUAUCUUGUGUUGCUCUUUAAAGUAUAAUUUCAGUCCUUGAUGUUGUGACUGUCAUUCUUGUUGAUGUUUGGGCCUGUUUUCUGUUAACGUUGUAGUUGCGGCAGGCUAUACAGGGUCAGGCUUUGGGCUUUGUCUGGGUUGGCUCGGGUGCUACAGAGACUUUGACACACUUAAAAAAAAAAAAACAGAAGACAAAAAACAAGGGAAUAACU
Molecule: messenger RNA, 5764 nt
Organism: Paralichthys olivaceus (Japanese flounder)
Lineage: Eukaryota; Metazoa; Chordata; Actinopteri; Pleuronectiformes; Paralichthyidae
Gene: sik3
Product: SIK family kinase 3
Biological process (GO): protein phosphorylation; intracellular signal transduction
Cellular component (GO): cytoplasm
Molecular function (GO): ATP binding; protein serine/threonine kinase activity
Source: RefSeq, a predicted model, not a curated record